UUAGACCCGGUGCAAAGACAAAAUGCACAUGGGGGACCGAUUAAUGGAACUCUGCUGAUAGUGAUGAGAAGCUUUUUUCUGCAAAACAGGCAGCAGGUAGUGUGCAGAGGGGAAUUCAGGUGCUCAGGAAGGAAUUACACUCCAAAUUGAUUCUAAUAAUCCAAGGAAGAGCAGAUUUUCACCAGCAUACAGGAGCAUGGGUUGCAUCAACCCGCUCAUCCUGGCUGUGCGCUGGAGCCACUGGUCCUAGAGCUGGUGUCCACUCCUGCCAGAGGUAAUGAGAACUCCUGGGAAGCCGUGGAGAGCCGGACAGCCCGACGGAGCGAGACAGUUGAGGAAGAGGGCCGGGUUUUACAGGGAUGAGAGGAGCCACAAGCUGAGGAGAACCAAGAGAGGGAGAGCAGCGGAGCGGCCAAGAAGAGGAGGUUUUGAUGUGGAGAAUGGAUUGGCAGUGGGGCGCAGCCCCCUGGACCCCCAGGCCAGCCCUGGCUCUGGCUCUGGUCUGGUCCUGCAGGCCAACUUUCCUCACAGCCAGCGGCGGGAAUCCUUCCUCUACCGCUCCGACUCCGACUUUGACCUUUCACCCAAAGGUCCUUCCAGAAACUCCUCCACCGCCAGUGACCUGGAAGAAAGCUUGAAGCACUGGGAAGUCAACUGGUUGUCAACUCGACAUACAGAAGACAUGAUUGUCACACCAUUUGCACAGGUGCUCGCCAGCCUGAGGACAGUCCGAAGUAACUUUGCCGUCAUAACCGGCCAGCAAGAUCGCACAGCCAGCAAGACGCGAUCCUCAGGCAACAACCCUCCAUCCAUGUGCAAGACCAGCCUCGCAGAGGAGCCUCACCAGCAGCUGGCCAUAGAGACUCUAGAUGAGCUGGACUGGUGUCUGGAACAACUAGAGACACUGAAAACUCGACACUCUGUCAGCGAGAUGGCCUCCAACAAGUUCAAGAGGAUGCUGAACCGAGAGCUCACCCAGCUGUCAGAAACCAGCCGUUCAGGGAACCAGGUGUCUGAGUUCAUCUCCAGCACCUUCCUUGAGAAGCAACAUGACAUGGACAUCAUGUCUCCCCCCACCAAGGAGAAGGACAAGAAGAAGCGGCCCAUGUCCCAGAUCAGCGGUGUGAAGAAGGCCACCCACAGCCCCAGCCUCGCCCCCUCUACCAUCCCUCGCUUUGGGGUCAACGCCAGCCAGGAAGGACUCCUAGCCAAGGAGUUGGAGGACAUAAACAGAUGGGGUAUUGACAUCUUCAAGGUCUCUGAGUAUUCUGGGAAACGCCCACUGACGGUCACCAUGUACACCGUCUUCCAGGAACGUGACCUGCUCAAGUCCUUCAAGAUUCCUGCGGACACUUUCAUUACCUUCAUGAUGACUUUGGAGGAUCAUUACCAUGCCGACGUGGCCUACCACAACAACAUCCAUGCUGCAGACGUGGUCCAGUCCACGCAUGUCUUACUGUCCACACCGGCUCUGGAGGCUGUGUUUACUGAUCUGGAGAUCCUUGCCGCUCUGUUUGCAAGCGCCAUCCACGAUGUGGAUCACCCUGGAGUUUCCAAUCAGUUUCUCAUCAACACCAACUCAGAGCUGGCCCUGAUGUACAAUGACUCGUCGGUGCUGGAGAAUCACCACCUGGCCGUUGGCUUCAAGCUUCUGCAGGAAGAGAACUGUGACAUGUUUCAGAACCUCAGCAAAAAGCAGAGACAGUCGCUGCGCAAGAUGGUCAUUGAUAUGGUGCUGGCCACAGAUAUGUAUAAACACAUGAACCUACUGGCAGACCUGAAAACCAUGGUGGAGACCAAGAAAGUCACCAGUCUAGGAGUCCUACUGCUGGACAACUACUCAGACCGCAUACAGGUCCUUCAGAACAUGGUGCACUGUGCCGACCUGAGCAACCCCACCAAGCCUCUGGAGCUGUACCGGCAGUGGACAGACCGCAUCAUGGUGGAGUUUUUCACCCAGGGGGACAGGGAGAGAGACAAAGGCAUGGAGGUCAGCCCCAUGUGUGACAAACACAAUGCCUCAAUAGAGAAGAACCAGGUGGGUUUCAUUGACUACAUCGUUCAUCCUCUGUGGGAGACGUGGGCCGACCUUGUCCACCCAGAUGCUCAGGAGAUCCUGGACACGCUGGAGGAUAACAGAGAGUGGUACCAGAGCAUGAUCCCCCACAGCCCCUCACCCCACCCAGAGGGCCCGGGGGAGGGAGCCCCUGCCGGGGAAGCCUCGGCGCUCGGUGGGGCCGGCGGCUCCAUUUCGGCCGACAAGUUCCAGUUUGAGCUGACCUUGGAAGAAGAGGGGGAGUCUGAUACAGAGAGUCCGCCUGAGGAAGAGGAGGGCCACAGCGGCAGUAGGGGGCCUGAACUCUCCAAAACGGAUUCUGGCAGUGGAUUCAAUGCAGUAUCUGCUGCGACUCGUCGGCUCACUAAAAAGCUCACUACUGAUUCAGUCAGGACGUUUUCUUUAGACUCUGAUAAAGAUAUGGCAGAAGAGAGAGAGACAGAACAGGAAGGCGUCUCUGAAGUACCACGCUUCAGACUUGGCACAUAGCACCAGUCAGAAGUUAUAUUGCUUUUGGCCUUUUUUUGUUUGUUUAUUCUUCUUGAUUUCUGUGCCUCCUCUGUCACUCCUCUUCUCCCACUCCAACCAAAACAACACCAACUCUGGUUUCUGCGGACAGGGUGACAGCAAGCCUCGGGGUAGGGAG
This is a messenger RNA of Perca flavescens (yellow perch), 2702 nucleotides long. It is a transcript of the gene pde4ca, whose product is annotated as phosphodiesterase 4C, cAMP-specific a. Gene Ontology annotation, biological process: signal transduction. The coding region runs from base 278 to 2545 and encodes 755 amino acids. Gene Ontology annotation, molecular function: 3',5'-cyclic-nucleotide phosphodiesterase activity. Lineage: Eukaryota; Metazoa; Chordata; Actinopteri; Perciformes; Percidae. The record is from RefSeq and is a predicted model, not a curated record. The transcript has 16 exons.